Oncorhynchus kisutch (coho salmon) is the source of this 4166-nucleotide messenger RNA. Its product is annotated as insulin-degrading enzyme. Lineage: Eukaryota; Metazoa; Chordata; Actinopteri; Salmoniformes; Salmonidae. The transcript is spliced from 25 exons. Gene Ontology annotation, molecular function: metal ion binding; metalloendopeptidase activity. Gene Ontology annotation, cellular component: mitochondrion; peroxisomal matrix; cytosol. Gene Ontology annotation, biological process: hormone catabolic process; amyloid-beta metabolic process; peptide catabolic process. The record is from RefSeq and is a predicted model, not a curated record. Bases 258 to 3254 code for a protein of 998 amino acids.
AGCGCACACACCGCUGUCUGUGGUCCAGAGUUAGUAGUUUAUCGCUAAUCAAUCUUGUGAAAAAAAAGAGCAUAGAUCCCUAAUGAUGCCUAUACUGACAUUAGGAGAAAUUACACAUUUACUCUGAAAUUCAACCAUUGGAAGCUGGUUUAAUUUCAAUUGCUCAUGCUGUAUUAUGAUUAACUUUUCAGAGACAAAAUAAAAAAGAUCCGCAGAGACAAGGCCUGCGCAUUCGCCCAUCGCUGGGAUCGAUAAAUAUGAGUCUGUUGUUCCCUCUACUGGUCAUGCUUGUGUUGUCUCUACCCCUCAGAAUGACAGACCCGGCUGUGAAGAGGGUAGUCAGUGAGAUCGUCCGCUCUCCAGAAGACAAGCGGGUCUACAGGGGCCUGGAGUUUAAUAAUGGCCUGAAGGCCGUGCUCAUCAGUGAUCCCACCACAGACAAGUCCUCAGCAGGGCUGGACGUCAACAUAGGUUCUUUGUCAGACCCAGGGAACAUAUCAGGCAUUGCCCACUUCUGCGAACACAUGCUGUUUUUGGGCACAGAGAAGUACCCCAAGGAGAAUGAGUACAGCCAGUUUCUCAGUGAGCAUGCUGGCAGCUCCAAUGCUUUCACUAGCGGCGAGCACACCAACUACUACUUUGACGUAUCCCACGAACACCUGGAGGGUGCAUUGGACAGGUUUGCUCAGUUCUUUUUGUGCCCGUUGUUUGACGAGAGCUGUAAGGACCGUGAGGUGAAUGCUGUGGACUCUGAGCACGAGAAGAACCUGAUGAAUGAUGCCUGGAGGCUGUUCCAGCUGGAGAAGGCCACUGGCAACCCCAACCACCCAUUCAGCAAAUUUGGGACCGGUAACAAGUUGACUCUGGAGACUAGACCAUCAAAGGAUGGGAUCGACAUCCGCCAGGAGCUCCUGAAAUUCCACUCCACCUACUACUCCUCCAACCUCAUGGGACUGUGUGUGCUGGGGAGAGAGUCAUUAGAUGAGCUCACCACCAUGGUGGUCAAGUUGUUUGGAGAGGUGGAGAACAAGAAUGUACCUAUCCCAGAGUUCCCUGAGCACCCCUUCCAGGAGGAGCACCUCAAGCAAUUCUACAAAGUGGUGCCUAUCAAGGACAUUAGGAACUUGUAUGUGACGUUCCCCAUCCCAGACCUGCAGAAGUACUACAAGUCCAACCCAGGCCACUACCUGGGCCACCUGAUAGGCCACGAGGGCCCAGGGAGCCUGCUGUCUGAGCUGAAAUCCAAAGGCUGGGUGAACACACUGGUCGGCGGCCAGAAAGAGGGAGCGAAAGGCUUCAUGUUCUUCAUCAUCAAUGUGGACCUGACAGAGGAGGGACUCCUGCACGUGGAUGACAUCAUCUUCCACAUGUUCCAGUACGUCCAGAAGCUGCGCACUGAGGGGCCUCAGGAGUGGGUCUUCCAGGAGUGCAAGGACUUAAACACAGUGGCCUUCAGGUUCAAAGACAAGGAGCGGCCCCGUGGCUACACCUCCAAAGUGGCUGGAUUACUUCACUACUACCCUCUGGAGGAGAUCCUAGCAGCAGAGUACCUGCUGGAAGACUUCAGGCCAGACCUGAUAGAGAUGGUCCUGGACAAGCUGAGGCCAGAAUACGUCAGAGUCGCAGUUGUCUCAAAGUCGUUCGAAGGGCAGACGGACAAGACGGAGGAAUGGUACGGGACUCACUACAAACAGGAGCCCAUAUCUGAAGAGAUCCUCAAGAAAUGGGGAAACGCCGACUUCAAUGGCAAGUUCAAGCUACCCAUGAAGAACGAGUUCAUUCCUACCAACUUUGAUAUCUACCCUCUGGAGAAAGACUCUCCCUCCGCCCCAACUCUAAUCAAGGACACUGCUAUGAGCAAGGUGUGGUUCAAGCAGGAUGACAAGUUUUUCCUACCAAAGGCAUGCCUGAACUUUGAGUUCUUCAGCCCGUUUGCGUAUGUGGACCCCAUACAUUGUAACAUGGCCUAUUUGUACCUGGAGCUCCUCAAAGACUCCCUCAACGAGUAUGCAUAUGCAGCCGAGCUUGCAGGCUUGAACUAUGACCUCCAAAAUACCAUCUAUGGGAUGUAUCUCUCAGUGAAGGGCUACAAUGACAAGCAGCACAUCCUGCUGAAGAAGAUCAUUGAGAAGAUGGCCAACUUUGAGAUUGACGAGAAACGCUUUGACAUCAUCAAGGAAGCGUAUAUGAGGUCACUGAACAACUUCCGGGCAGAGCAACCCCAUCAGCAUGCCAUGUACUACCUGCGUCUGCUGAUGACAGAGGUGGCCUGGACCAAAGAUGAGCUCAAGGAGGCCCUGGACGAUGUCACUCUCCCCCGCCUCAAGGCCUUUAUACCUCAACUAUUGUCACGGUUACACAUUGAGACCCUUCUCCAUGGCAACAUCACCAAGGAGUCUGCUCUAGGCAUGAUGCAGAUGGUUGAGGACACGCUUAUGAAUCAAGCCCACACCAAGCCCCUCUUACCGAGCCAGUUGAUUCGCUACAGGGAGGUGCAGGUGCCAGAUGGUGGUUGGUAUGUGUACCAGCAGAGGAACGAGGUGCACAACAACUGUGGCAUAGAGAUCUACUACCAGACAGACAUGCAGACAACCCACGACAACAUGCUGCUGGAGCUCUUCUGUCAGAUCAUCUCUGAGCCCUGCUUCAACACACUGCGCACCAAGGAACAGUUGGGGUACAUAGUGUUUAGCGGUCCGCGGCGCGCUAACGGGGUCCAGGGCCUGCGCUUCAUCAUCCAGUCGGAGAAGGCUCCCCACUACCUAGAGAGCCGGGUCGAGGCUUUCCUAAAAGCCACAGAGAAGUCUGUGGAGGAAAUGAACGAUGAGGCCUUCCAGAAACACAUCCAGGCCCUGGCCAUCCGCCGCCUGGACAAGCCCAAGAAGCUGGCCGCCGAGUGUGCCAAGUACUGGGGGGAGAUCAUCUCCCAGCAGUACAACUUCGACAGAGAUAACAUUGAGGUGUCCUACCUGAAGACGUUGACUAAAGAAAACAUCAUGCAGUUCUACCGGGAUCUGUUGGCGGUGGACGCACCAAAGAGGCACAAGAUGUCUGUACACGUCCUGUCUAGGGAGAUGGACUCCUGCCCCGUCGUGGGAGAGUUCCCUGCCCAGAAUGAUGUCAAUCUGGCCCCUGCCCCAUCCCUGCCACAGCCUACGUUGGUGCAGGACAUGACAGAGUUCAAGAGGAGCCUGCCCCUCUUUCCCCUGGCCAAGCCAUUCACUCACAUCAACUUCAUGGCUGCCAAACUGUGAGGACCAAGCAGCAUGGGUGGUUGCUGGGGGACCCUUCUCUGUCCCUCUCUGCCCCCCUGUGGUAACUGGAGUCUGGAACACACUCAUCUGACGUGUGUGUAAACUGGAGAGGCCACUAGAGGUGCUUGGAAAUGCGUGUGAUUCAUACAACUUAGCUGUGGUUCUCAUCAUAGCUCAGUGUGAUAAUAGAGGUCACACACAAACUCAUUUUUGUUUUAGUCUCAUCGAAAACCCCACCAACACACAUUCCCGACAUUGUAUAGAAUGUUUGUAGAGGAAUAGUACUGACUUAAAGAACCUCAAGGCCAGAACCCUGUAAACCAGUACAAGUACCCCUUGAUACUUCAUGAUGGAAGUGUUUUUAUUCAGCUUAGCCACAAGGACAUGCUGCUGUGGUGAGAAUAAACAGUUAGUUAAUGAUUAUGGUGUUGUGAAGCUGUUGAAGUAGGUGGUUAGCUCUGCAAGGGUGCACGUUUAAUUUCAAACACGCUGGACACAUACAUUUCUCUUAUGUACUUGUGCGAUGCGUCGGCACGGUGACAACUGGCCGAAUUGUUGUCACGAAGACACUUUGUGUUUAAAUAAUGACUGUGCAACACACGAUUUUAGACCAUUUCUGUUUUAUGGCAAAAACAAUUAUAUCAGCCUUAUGGAAAUGUUUCUGUUUUAAUCCAUAAUGUACAAGUUUUGAGAUCUGACUUUCUUAUUUAAACUAGUAAAAUGUCGGGGCCCUUUGAGGAGUUGUUUUAAAACUGCUUAUUUGGUGGAGAGGCAUGUUCAUGAAACUUUUUCUUUUAAAACUAGUGUUUUCCACAGGGUUGUAUUAUCUGAGCAUCAUCUCAGGGUACCUCAAUCUUUUGCUUUCUGCUUUUAUUUGAAAUUGAAGAAAAAUAAACAUUUUAAAUGUCUGUA